AUCUUGAGGAAGACGCCGAGCCAGACCGCGACCGCGCGGCUCUAGGCGUGUCCUCAGCACUCUCGUAAGGGAGUGCACCGUCUCCUGAUUGGCCCUGAGAAGGGCCUUUGGGUUGGCCCUGAGAAGGGCCUUUGGUUUGGCCCUGAAAAGGGCCUUUUUCAAGUACCACCACACACACUGCCUCGGUAGCAGAUUUCACACUCGCCGACCCGGAUAUCGACGAGCGCCCGGUCCCAACGGGGUAACAUGGGUCUCCCACCAACGCCUCGGUUACAGAUUUAACACCAGCCGGCCCGGAUACCGACUGGCGCCCGCUCCUCUCGACGGGAUCGCAUGAGGAAUGAGGGUUUGUUCAACCGGCCCCAGAAUACACCGGUUGCCCGCAGCAGCCUUCCGCGGUCCUACGGGGGGGAUUAGUACCCCCUGGGGUAGUUGUUUUGUUCGAACCUACCAUCAUAAAGGUUUUCCCCUCUUCCGAGCGAGGGGGACCCUACCUGGCCUCAUCAUUGUGAUUUUUGAAAAGUUUGACUCCUUGUGGCCCCACCCCGAAAGGUGGCGGCCCCCGGCCCCGCACCAUGUGCAGGGUUACGGGUCGGCCGGAAGCGACGCGGAAUUCGCGCCACAACCGCCCCGUCCGUGAACGGACACACCACGACUGCCGCGGCCCAGGCUCCCCAGGUCGCCAGCCGUGGUAACCGACAGGCGAAAGCGCUAUGGCGAAAAUCGCCCCCACAAGCCACGAAAUGCGGCCGCCGAAUAAAAUCCAGCCAUACUACGCUCCCUCACCACGGGAGCCACUUGUCAGACCAUUAGCCGCCGGCGAGCAUGGAUUCCGCUCAAGCCGACGUUGCCCAGGGUGCACCGCGAGGAGGUUGUCCGACCUAGCACUCCACCAGAUCCAGUGACCUGCUACAAUAAAACAUUAUCAGCCCUGAAAAUGUCUGCAUCUAAUAGUGAUGCUUUAUGGAGUGAUAAGUGUGUCAAUUUAGAGAGGAAAUUGCAUGAUCUCACUCUUGCUUUGUCUAAGCUAGAGGAAGAUAAACAUAGAAGAGAGACAGAGCACCAGGACCUAAUAAAACAAGAAAGAGAUAGACUAUCACAAGACAAAUUGCAGUGGCAAAGUACCCUUGAGAAGAAUUUUAAUGCACAGCUUGCCAAAUCACAAGAGCAUUUGAACCGUAAAGAUAAACAGAUUGAAGAUUUGAACAUAAAUUGUAAGCAGCUCAGAGAGAACAUUGGACAUUUAGAAACACAGCUAAGUGAAAAAGCUCAACGGACAAAUGUAUUAGAAAAAGAAGUUCAGAAGACUCACAUAGAAGUGGCAACAUUGAAAGCUAGGAAUACAACUUUAGAAAGGGAGCUUGGAGAAAAAGAAAAAGUUGGUAAUCAAUUGAAUUGCAGAUGUACUUAUUUAGAACAGACAGUGAAAGACCAAUCUGAAACUAUAAAAGACUUAAACAUGACCUUGCAAAUGUUGAAAAAAGAAAAGACUAGUUUAGAAGAGCGCUUGUCACUAAGCGAAUCAUUGGCAAGCAAAAAGGCAGAAGCAGCACAUUCCACAUCAGACCAACUAUUGAAGGCCAAUCAGAUAAUUUCUAAACAAAAUUCAGAUCUCAUUGAAAUAAAAGAAAAGCUCCUAUGUCGAACAGCAAUAGCAUUAGAACAGGAAAAAGUAAUAGAGACGAAUUCCAAAGAAAUAGAACAAUUAAAAUCUGAAGUUUAUACCACAAAUCAGAAACUCGAAAAACUUAAAGAAGAAUUAAGUGACUUAAUGGAUAAAUAUAAGAUGAAUGAGCAGGCACUUAAAGAUCGAGAUGAAACUAUAAAAAAUAACAACAUGGUAAUACAAUGGUUACACAAAAAAAUGGACCAAAAUUACGAAACGGCAGAUAGACCAUUGAAACACGAUAUACAUGUUGGGUCAACCUCUACACCCUACUUUUUAGCCAAAAACAAUAAAAACAAUACUUCUGAAGAAGUGUCUGAUAUGUCAAUAAAUUUCUACGGGACUUCAAAAUCAAACAUUGAUGAUAGUGCAGGUCCCCAAUCAGAAGAAAAUAAUGCCAAAAUUGGUCUAGAUCCGAAAUACUUAAGGCCAGCUACUGAUGAAAACAGAAAACAAGUAAAUAAUGGGAUCCUGCGACCGAAAACUACAGAAUCAUUAAGUAAAAAUAAAGGAAAGGAAAACAAAGUUGCGAGCCUACCUACCGUAGAUUACAGAGAAAAGAAAACAUCGAGGGGUUCUACUUAUAAAGCUACACCAGUAUCUGCUUAUUUUCCAUAAAUCAAGAACAUAAAUCAGUAGGGGAGCCCAAGCGGGGAUUUUGGGAUUUACUCGAGCGCGGCAGAAUAACAUAAGGGGGGCAACCAUGCACCUUGUGAAGUACUCGCACCAUACCUGAGCCCUAUAUAUAGGGUCGAACAACUAGGGCAGCAAAAAAAAAACAAUCGGCCAUGACUUUUAGUUCAUGAUGAAAGCCUUUUGAAGGGUUUACGUUACAUCCGUAUUGACUGACGCGCCCGAUUUUUUUUUCUUUUUUCUACCUCUUAGUGCGGUCAUCCUCACACCAUAAGAAGAAAGAAAGAAAGAAAAACAUUUAUUGGUUGCACAGCAUACAUACAUUGGAAACAAAACAGAUUUGAAAGAACAUAACAAC
Molecule: messenger RNA, 2657 nt
Organism: Chilo suppressalis (striped riceborer)
Lineage: Eukaryota; Metazoa; Arthropoda; Insecta; Lepidoptera; Crambidae
Source: the annotation of a GenBank genome assembly